CUUCCCCCUCCUCGCGGAGCGCCGUUCCGCUUCCGGGCGGCGAGAUGACGGGCCGCGGGACGGCCAGCCGCUUCUUGACGGCCGUGCUGCACAACGGCGUGGGCCGCUACGUGCGGCAGCUGCAGCGGCUGCAGGUGGUGUUCAGCCCCGCCGCGCCCGACGCCCGCGGAGCCAGGCAGUUCGUGGAGGAGGAGGCGGUGGACUUCGCCCGGCGGCACCCGGACGUGGUGGUGUACGUGCGGCCGUGCGACUGCCCCGCGCCCGUGCUGCAGGCCGAGUACCUGAACGGCACGGUGCGGGAGGAGCUGAUCGCCAGCAAGACGAGCGAGGAGAUCGUGCAGCUGGCCGCCAAGCUGGCCUCCCAGUCCGGCCUGGACAUCGUGCGCAUCCGCAAACCCUUCCACACCGCCAACCCCAGCGUGCAGGGCCAGUGGCACCCGCUCACCAACAAACCCUCCGCCCUCACCGUGCGCGGCCCCCGCACGGCGCCGCAAUAAAGCCGCACGCUGAAGCACCGCCGCUUCCACGCA
This is a messenger RNA of Phasianus colchicus (ring-necked pheasant), 530 nucleotides long. It is a transcript of the gene MRPL43, whose product is annotated as mitochondrial ribosomal protein L43. The record is from RefSeq and is a predicted model, not a curated record. Gene Ontology annotation, cellular component: mitochondrial large ribosomal subunit. Lineage: Eukaryota; Metazoa; Chordata; Aves; Galliformes; Phasianidae. Gene Ontology annotation, molecular function: structural constituent of ribosome. Gene Ontology annotation, biological process: mitochondrial translation.